This is a messenger RNA of Naegleria fowleri, 741 nucleotides long. RefSeq lists its product as uncharacterized. The coding region runs from base 1 to 741 and encodes 246 amino acids. The record is from RefSeq and is a predicted model, not a curated record. The transcript has 2 exons. Lineage: Eukaryota; Heterolobosea; Eutetramitea; Acrasida; Naegleriidae.
AUGAAACGAAGACGUUGCUGCCUUUGCUCCAAGAACGCUUUGCGAACCGUGCCAACAAAUAUCACCAUACUCGGAACAGAAAAGUCCAAUGCAACACCUUUGCUAUGCAAUACACAUUACAACAAUAUCAAUAAUUUUAAAAACACCCACCACAUCAGCAACCCUGUUACCAUUGAAAUUCAAAAACAACCAAAAGGAGUGAAAGAUAUCAUUUCAAUCGUUACCGAUAAAUUCGGUCAAUGCAAACAUUCCGACAACAAGUGCUGUAGUAAUUGCAAAGAAGCUCACCUCGCUGCAAGAACACAAGAAUACAAAAAUGUCAUCAAAUCAUUGAAGGCAAAAAUCUCUCGACGAGAUACUACAAUUAAGAAUUUCGAAGAAUUAAUUGAAGAAAAAGAUCAAAAACAUUAUUUGGUAGAACUUCUCUCGAUUGUGCUAGAGGAAGGAAAGUUACAUGAAACCCAGUUCUUUUAUCAAUUAUUAGAAAAUACUUUGCAAAAUUUGGUUUCGUCGAAAAAUGUUAACGGUUUUCGAUACAAAGAGUGUAUCAUUCAUUGGUGUUUAUUACUUCGAUUUUAUGGUGGUUCUCGUUUGUGGAAUAUUUUGAAAGGAAAUUCUCCCGGUGAAACUAUAACAUCUGAAAACGCAUUAGAUAAGCUUAAUCUAUUACUUCCAUCUAUCUCAACAAUUAAGAGCUAUCUUCCAGACUUGUCUUUUGGUAACCUUGUCGACAGUGACUGA